AUGGUUCAGUCACCGAUGAUCUCAUGUCCGCUGAAGCAGACCAACGAAAUUGAUUGGAUCCGGCCUCUCAAAGACUACAUCCGCCAAAGCUAUGGUGAAGACCCGGAAAGGUACGGCCAAGAAUGCGCAACGCUCAACCGCUUGCGACAGGAUAUGAGGGGCGCGGGGAAAGACAGCGCGACAGGGCGCGACUUGCUGUAUCGGUAUUAUGGACAGCUAGAGCUCUUAGAUCUCAGGUUUCCUGUCGAUGAGAAUCACAUCAAAAUAUCCUUCACUUGGUACGACGCUUUCACACAUAAACCCACCUCUCAGUACUCCCUAGCCUUCGAGAAGGCCUCGAUAAUUUUCAAUAUAUCUGCUGUUCUAUCCUGUCAUGCUGCGGAUCAGAACCGCGCAGAGGAUGCGGGCUUGAAAACUGCCUACCACUCCUUCCAGGCAGCGGCGGGAAUGUUCACCUAUAUCAAUGAGAACUUUCUACACGCGCCGUCGACCGACCUGAACAGGGAGACUGUCAAGACUUUAAUCAAUGUCACCCUGGGUCAGGGUCAAGAAGUCUUCCUCGAGAAACAAGUGGCUGACGAUAAGAAGGCUGGGUUUCUUGCAAAACUCGCCAGCCAAGCAGCCUAUCUAUACUCACAGGCAGUGGAGGGGAUGCAAGAGUAUGCCAAGGGUGUCUUUGAGAAGGUCUGGGUGAUAGUGGUUCAAGCCAAAGCGGCACAUAUGACCUCGGUGGCGUCUUAUUAUCAAGCCUUGGCUGACAGUGAGAGUGGAUCGCAUGGUGUGGCCAUUGCUAGGCUUCAGUUAGCUGAGAAGAACUCAACCGCUGCAUUGGGGUGGGCCAAGUCGUUCCCAUCAUCCGUACCUCCCAAUUCAAACCUGAGCGCCGAGUCUGGGUCCAAUCUAUUGGAUAUCAUCAAAUAUCACCUUGCAACUGUCCAGGCCAAGCUCUUGACAUUUUCCAAAGACAACGAUUUUAUAUACCACCAACCGGUCCCGAACGAAGCUGGCCUGUCUGCUGUUGCAAAGCUGCCUGCAGCAAAAGCUAUUCCAGUCAGCGAACUCUAUCAGGGCCAGGAUAUCCAGCGUAUCAUCGGACCGGAUAUCUUCCAGAAACUCGUACCUAUGUCUGUUACGGAAACAGCCAGCCUCUAUGAUGAGGAGAAGGCUAAGUUGAUUCGGGCGGAAACAGAGAAAGUCGAAACCGCGAAUGGUGAAAUGGCCGCGAGUUUAGAUUACCUGAAAUUACCUGGAAGCUUGAACGUCCUCAAGGGCGGUAUGGACCAGGAAAUGGUGGUUGAUGAUGAGUUCCGACGAUGGUGUCAAGAACUUGCAGGACAUCAGUCUUUCACUAAAGCCUUUGACAGUUUGCAAGAGCGCAAAUCAGAAGUGCUAGCUCAGCUAGAGCAGUGCUCUAAGCAGCUUGAUCUGGAGGAAAGUGUAUGUGAAAAGAUGCGCUCUAAGUACGGGCCGGACUGGAGUCAGCAGCCUAGCGCAAGACUCAAUACAACGCUACGUGGUGAUGUACGGACAUACCGUGACACCAUCAAUGAAGCCAGUGCUAGCGACUCCCAGCUUCUCUCUACAUUCCGACAAUACGAGGCAGACUUUGACGAGAUGCGGUCUGCGGGAGAAACAGAUGAGGCCGAUGUACUGUUUCAGCGGGCCAUGAUCAAGGCUGGGUCUAAGUUUGGCAAAGGCAAGAAUGGCCACGGUAGCCCCUACGCACCAACUUCGGAAGGAAGCCUGAUAGACGAUGUUUACGACGAGGGGAGUCGCACGGUAGCAGAACAGAUUGCCAUGGUUGAGUCGAUUCUGAAGAAAUUGAAUCUGCUCAAACGAGAACGGUCCCAGGUUCUAAAGGACCUCAAAGAGAAGGUUCACAAUGAUGACAUAUCAAACGUACUGAUACUGAACAAAAAGUCCAUUGCUGGGCAGGAGGCGCAGCUUUUUGAAGCAGAAUUGGAAAAGUUCCGUCCUCAUCAAAACCGACUGCUUCAAGCCAACCAUAAACAAGCCUCGCUAAUGAAGGAGCUCACUAAAAUUUAUGGCGACUUGCUGCAGGACAAGCGAGUGCGAGCCGAGCAGUCGAAAUAUGAAAGCAUAAACCGUCAAAGAAAUGCGGUCAUGGCACGAUACAAAAAGGUAUACGACUCGUUCAACGGUCUGCUAUCAGGCAUCAGGCAAGCGCAGACCUUCUACACUGAAAUGAGUGAGACGGUAGAAAGUCUGAAGAAGAAUGUGGAGACUUUCAUCAACAAUCGGAGGUCUGAAGGCGCCCAACUUCUAGGCCAGAUUGAACGCGAGAAGGCGACCAAUGCGUCAGAACAGGAGGACCGCGAACGGGAAAAACUUAGGCAGUUGAUGGAGCGUCUCUCUACAGAGCCUAAGCCGUCUCCUUCCUCCUCAUCUUCGGGGGUUCCCUCAAAGGUCAAGUCUCCUCCACCUCCCGUCCAGACACCCGGCUAUCCGGGUCCUGGGAUAUCUUCCCCAAAGAUGUCACCGCGUUAUCCUCCCGUCGCAGGACAGUCACAUGGUGUCCCCCUCUCUCAUUCUCCAGCACCUUAUAGCCAAUACAUGAGCCCAGGGACAGGCGCAUCGUACGUACCGGGGCAGCCCUUCCAACAGGGCGCAGCAGCGCCGUUAACUGAGAGCUACAAUCCCAUGGCUUAUCCAUUUCCCGCAUCCGCCUCUCCCCCUCCCACUCAGCAAUACUUCUCGUCAACACCUACCCCGUACAGCGGCUACUCUAAUCCAACCCCACCCACCGCUCCCUCUCAAUUUAUGCCCCAGGGAUACGUCCCUCCUCCCCCGCCACCGCGUCCCCAGCAAGCUACGUAUCCUUCAUCCACGGGACCCUUUCCGUCUGGUCCUGGUGGGUACGCUCAAACCCGACCGCACGGCUCGAGCCAGCAUCACAAAGCACAGUCGCAAUCAUCACAGUCGCAAAACCAGCCCGCACCCUCCUCAGCUGAUCCUUGGGCUGGUCUCAACGCAUGGAAAUAA
Aspergillus alliaceus is the source of this 3003-nucleotide messenger RNA. RefSeq names its product putative signal transduction protein BroA (gene bro1). Gene Ontology annotation, molecular function: protein binding. The transcript has 3 exons. NCBI's taxonomy places the organism in Eukaryota, Fungi, Ascomycota, Eurotiomycetes, Eurotiales, Aspergillaceae. Gene Ontology annotation, cellular component: endosome. The coding region runs from base 1 to 3003 and encodes 1000 amino acids. The record is from RefSeq and is a predicted model, not a curated record. Gene Ontology annotation, biological process: protein transport to vacuole involved in ubiquitin-dependent protein catabolic process via the multivesicular body sorting pathway.